AUGCGUGUGCGCCUACAGGACGAUAUGUCGGCUGAGAAAUUCGCGAAACAGUUACUCGAUAUAGGGGAUGUUGAUGAUAUUAAUUUAUCCAUUCAAGAAGAGAUUCCAGGUUGCGAAGAAACAUACAAAUCGAUAGAUACCGUGUUGCACCAAGAUGACGCCGUCAAUUACCCGACCGAGUUCCUCAAUUCGCUCGAUUUACCUGGCAUGCCACCGCAUCUUCUCAGAUUGAAAGAGGGAGUGACGAUCAUCUGUCUUCGAAAUAUUCAUCCCCCAAGACUGUGUAACGGUACGAGACUCUCAGUCAAGAAACUCACGAAAAAUGUUAUUGAAGCGACAAUUUUGUCUGGUAAAUUCGGUGGUGAGCAUGUUUUGCUGCCCCGGAUUCCGUUAACCCCAUCAGAUGUUCCUUUUGAGUUCAGAAGGUUGCAAUUUCCCGUACGGCUCGCAUUCGCAAUGACGAUCAAUAAGGCUCAAGGUCAAUCUCUGCAAGUUUGUGGCUUGAACUUAGAAAAUCCGUGUUUUUCGCAUGGACAACUGUACGUGGCCUGUUCUCGAGUUGGAAAACCAUCGAAUCUAUUCGUCUACACACCUGAAGGGAAAACAAAGAAUAUCGUUUAUGCAAAAGCACUCAUAUGA
Galendromus occidentalis (western predatory mite) is the source of this 639-nucleotide messenger RNA. Its product is annotated as ATP-dependent DNA helicase PIF6-like. Gene Ontology annotation, biological process: DNA replication. Gene Ontology annotation, cellular component: replication fork. Bases 1 to 639 code for a protein of 212 amino acids. The record is from RefSeq and is a predicted model, not a curated record. NCBI's taxonomy places the organism in Eukaryota, Metazoa, Arthropoda, Arachnida, Mesostigmata, Phytoseiidae. The transcript is spliced from 2 exons.